Messenger RNA from Daucus carota subsp. sativus, 795 nucleotides. RefSeq lists its product as uncharacterized. The coding region runs from base 1 to 795 and encodes 264 amino acids. The transcript has a single exon. NCBI's taxonomy places the organism in Eukaryota, Viridiplantae, Streptophyta, Magnoliopsida, Apiales, Apiaceae. The record is from RefSeq and is a predicted model, not a curated record.
AUGGGUACCGAACCUAGACAAGCCACAUGUAUGAUAAAUUUCUUGGUUGUUAAAGCCUCGUCGACCUAUAAUGCCAUCCUUGGAAGGACGGGGAUACACGCUUUUAAGGCAAUCCCAUCCACUUACCACAUGAAGAUUAAAUUCCCAACUAGGAACGGAAUUGGAGAAGAAUUAGGAGAUCAGAAAAUGGCCCGAAGCUGUUAUAUUAGGGCAUUAAGAUCUGGAGGAGCCGGGGGGCAAGUACUACCCAUAGAGGAUCUCGAUGUUCGAGGAGAGGAAGAAAGAAGAGGCAAGCCCGCCGAGGACCUGAUUCCAAUCCCAUUGUAUACUGAGGAACCCGAAAAGGUUACUUAUGUUGGAGCCCUACUUCAGGAAGAUUUGAAGCAAGAAGUAGUAAAAUUCUUGAGGAACAACCGUGAUGUUUUUGCUUGGACAGCGGCUGACAUGCCAGGUAUUGAUCCCUCAUUCAUGACUCAUAAAUUGAAUGUGAAUCCUGAUAGGAAACCGAUUAAGCAAAAGAAGAGGAAUUUCGCUCCCGAAAGGCAGGAAGCCAUUAAACAGGAGGUCGAUAAGUUGCUGGAAGCUGGGUUUAUUGAGGAAAUUCAAUUUCUGGAAUGGCUAGCUAACCCUGUCAUGGUCAAGAAGGCCAAUGGAAAGUGGAGGAUGUGUGUAGACUUCACUGAUCUGAAUGAUGCUUGUCCCAAGGAUUGUUUCCCUCUUCCAAGGAUAGACACAUUAAUAGAUGCCACUGCUGGCCAUGAGAUGUUAAGCUUUAUGGACGGCUUCAGCGGAUAA